Eimeria acervulina is the source of this 1353-nucleotide messenger RNA. Its product is annotated as programmed cell death protein, putative. Lineage: Eukaryota; Apicomplexa; Conoidasida; Eucoccidiorida; Eimeriidae. The transcript is spliced from 4 exons. The record is from RefSeq and is a predicted model, not a curated record. Bases 1 to 1353 code for a protein of 450 amino acids.
AUGGUUUCUGCUGCUGCUGCUGCUGCUGCUGCUGCUGCUGCUGUGCUGCAGCUAUACGCGCCAGUAGAAGGUGCGCCUUCGUCUUCUUUUCAUCGGUGCAUUUAUUUAUUUUGUUGUUUCUCAUGCGGCUCGAAUCUCCGUGCGCUGUCUGUACACCUCGCUCGAGACAAUGAAGAAUACCCUUACUCUGCACUUUCUACUUUCUUCCCGACUAAGAAGGCCUUUUGGGGUCUCUGGCAGCAGCAGCAGCAGCAGCAGCAGCAGCAGCAGUGCAUGCAGGAGGGCAAAGAUAGGGAGAAGAAAGAAAGCAGCAGCAGCAGCAGUACAGACGCGUCUCCAUGUGCAUCAGCAGCAGAAAGCCCGCAGCAGCAGCGACAGCAGCAGCAGCAGCUGCUGCAGCAGCAAGUAAUUAGUGAAGAUACUCAGAUAGAAGUUAUAAAGAAGCUGCAGCGAGGAGAAAAACUACGUCAGCUUUGCUGCUGCCCUAUGUGCGGCUUAGCUGGAGGGGAGACAGUUGGAGACACUGAGCUUGCUGCUGCUGCUGCGCUACUGCAGCAGCAGCUGCGGCGCGAAGAGCGGAGACUGCAAGUGCUGCUGCAGCAGCAGCGCCAGGAGAUAGAAGCAGCAGCAGCAGAAGAGGAGACAGACACUGCAGCACUUCAGGACUUGGAUAAUACAGAAUUUGAAUAUGAAGAUACGGAGACAGAUCAGAGGGGUCUCCUCGCCUUAGAUGCAAUGCACAUACAAGCUGCUCGCGUAUUGCAUGCGCGCUGCUUGAAGCGGCUGAAGUUUGGGUCUGUUUUGGUGUCUCUUCCUGAGUUUCCUCUGGCUGCGGAGACAGAAGAAUUGAGGUGUACAGGCACCUCAGCUGCGGAGACACUAGAAGCUGCACUCUGCAGGCUUGGCAUUCAAGGAGACAGCAGCAAACAGCUCUCGCAUGAAGAAGAACUCUUACAAAAAUAUCAGCAAACUAUCAAGGAGACACCAGUUGUUGCUGCUGCUGCUGCAGGUGCUGCUGUUGCAGUUGUUGCUGCUGCAGCAAGCGAUACUGUUGUAGGUGCUGCUGCAGCAGGUGCUGCUGCUGCAGGUGCUGCUGCAGCAGGUGCUGCUGUCGCAGGUGUUGCUGCUGUAGGUGUUGUUGCUGUGCAGCCGCAGCUGCUAUCUCAGCUGUCUGAGCAGCUGGGAUCGAGCGAUCCCGCUGCAGUUGCUGCGUUAGAGCGGCUGUCUUUCGGUUUAAUAGCUGUUUACACCUGUUCUGCACACUGCAGCGCAGUGUCUCCUCAGCUGUCUCCUCAGCUGUCUCCUUAUAGAGAAGAGUUUGUAUACGUACAGCCGGACCCCUUCUACGGCUGA